Molecule: messenger RNA, 936 nt
Organism: Trichomonas vaginalis G3
Lineage: Eukaryota; Parabasalia; Trichomonadida; Trichomonadidae
Product: histone-lysine N-methyltransferase family
Exons: 1
Coding region: 1-936 (311 amino acids)
Source: RefSeq, a predicted model, not a curated record
AUGACGAUUUUUUGCGAUGUUCAUCCUCCUCAUUUAGUUAGUCUUGCUAGCUAUACCACAGAUGAUAACUUCAAACUUCUGGUUAAUAAUCGAGAGUUUUUCAUGCCAACAGCCUUCGCAAUUUCUUUUAGUAAUAAAAUAUUACAAACUUAUCUAACGGAUAAAGCAAUUAAAGCUUAUGUCACAUCCUUCAAGAUAAAAGAAGACAAAACAUACAAAAUGAUUGGUGAUUUAAUCAAAAAUGGAGGCCUAAAUAACUCUUAUGAUAUGAAAUGUAUUACCGAAUUCUUUGAUUUUAUCGAUUCAAUGGAAUGUCACGGAAUACUUAACCUAUUUAAAGAGAAAUUUGAUGCACAAAAUCUUGAUUUUCAUGUUCAAUACUUUAAGUAUUGUUUUAUGGCUGACCAUGAAUCAUCGACAAAGAUAAUAGCAGAGAAUUUUUGUAGAAUACCAGAAGAAAAACUACUUAAUAGCUGUUAUGCAGCUGGAGCAAAAGCUACAAACAUGGUUUUAAAGCAUAAGUCAUUGUUUGUAAAAUGGGAAAAUAAUUUAGUUGAAUUCAUUACUAAAAUCAUCUCAAAAGAUGCCUCCUUCGUUAUUCUUUUAGAGAAUGUCAUUUGGGAAUACGUUAGUGAACCAUUCAAAAGUAGACUUGCUGCUGUAAUGGAUAAAGUUGCCCCAGAAAUGAACAAUGAAGCUGCUGCAUCAAUAUGGCAUUCAAUGAAACCAUUAUUAUCGUUUGAUUUACAAAUUAAUAAAAGAUACCCACGUAAGUGCAUGAUAACACAGAAUAUACUUGCUCAAAGAGAUUUAGAGAUGGCAAAUGGAUCAUCAGAAACAGAAAUUCACUUUGAUUGUUUCGGAUGUAUUCCAUUUUGCUAUAAAAUUAGACAACACGAUGAGUAUGCGUCUGAGAACCAAUAUAUGACAGGAUGA